GCUUGGCAAGUCACAAGAUGGCGGCAGCUGGGUGAAAGUACGAGCGCUGGGUUCCGCUCGUCUCUGCCCUCCUCUACGGCUCUACUCAACACGACACACCGUGUAGUGGUGGCGAUUCACACACCAUGGCAUCCAGGCUGAAGGAAAAUCCUGACAGGACGUUUGAGUGUUUUGUGGAAGUGUCUGCUCCAAGUGAGAGGAACAAAGAUCCAGAGAUAGCAUGGAAAUAUCCAAAGGACUUCCAGGGAGUGGAUGGAGUUUUGAAGAUGAUGCCCAAGUUUUGCUUCCCCCUUGACAUUGCCGGCACUACCCCAGUCAGUGGCCAACACUUCACAUUCGUGCUGACCGACAUCGACAGUAAGCAGCGCUUCGGGUUCUGUCGACACUCCCCUGGCACACGGUCGUGCCUAUGCAUUCUCAGCUACCUGCCAUGGUUUGAGAUCUAUUACAAGCUGCUGAACACUUUAGGGGAGCUGCUACUAAGAAAACAGGGGGUGACUACAUUUACGGUUAGACACUUACUGGAACAAGACAUCUCCUCGAUCCUUGAGGCAGUGUACACACACAGGGUUCCUGAUCCAGACACAUUAGUCAACAUUCACCCCAAACAGCCUGGCCUGGACUUCUCCUUUACAUGUCCUGACUCAAGUCGUCUUCCUUCCAUACCAGAAAAUAGAAAUCUGACAGAGUACUAUGUAGCGGUGGAACCUAUCAAUAUGCUUCACAUCUUUUCAAGUAUGUUGUAUGAGAGAAGAAUACUCAUCACAUCUAGCAAGCUAAGCACAUUGACUGCAAUUGUCCAUGGCGCAACAUCAUUACUCUACCCCCUCUACUGGCAACAUGUGUACAUCCCAGUCAUACCACCACACCUGCUGGACUAUUGCUGUGCUCCCAUGCCAUUCCUGAUUGGUGUUCACACUUCCCUAAUGGAGAAAGUGCAGAGUAUGCCAGGUGUGGAGGACAUUGUUGUGUUUAAUGCUGACAGCAACACUUUGGACACUCCCUUUGAUGACCUACAAACACUGCCUCAUGAUGUGAUGUCAUCUCUCAAGAGUAAACUAAAGAAGACAGGUACUAUGCAGGGUGAGGGAGUGGCAAAGGCUUACCUCAGAGCCAUGGUCCAUCUCAUAGGGGGCUACAGGGACGCUCUCAGAUUCAAACCUGGAGAAGAAAUUACCUUUAGUGAAGAGGCAUUCAUCUCAUCCAGAUCUAACAGUUCCAAAGAGUUCCUGACCAAUGUCAUACAAGGGCAACUCUUCAAACAGUUCAUAGAUGGUAGGCUGGACCUACUGAACUCUGGGCAGGGAUUUAGUGACGUGUUUGAAGAGGAGAUCAACCUUGUAGACUACAGUAAAGGCAGCAUCAAAACAUACACAGCAUGGCUGAACAGUGUCAAGAAAGAAGGAGGUAACAUCUUAAAAGGGGUUAGGAAAAAGGCAAAACCUGCAGUCAAAAGCAUGGUUAGCACUGGAAAGGAUGUGGCCAAACUUGCAAAGGAACAAGCCAGGAGUGUGAAGAGUAGAUUCAAGCAGUCAAAGGAAAGUGAGGACAUAUUUGAUGCCCGUAAGCACCGUGGGUCCCAGCCUGGGCUCAUCAUCCCCAACCGUGCGGACGGACGGAGAAGCGCGCCCGACUCACCCGAGGAUGAGAGGAGAAGACCCAUCUCACAUCCCGUCAGGCCAAGAGAAGGACCCCCCAAACCUACACCAUAUCACCUUCGUCAAUCCAUGGCCGUCAAGCCGACACAAGAGCUGGUCAGGCCACGAACAACGUUAUCAACAAGGGAGAGGGACAGCGGUGUAGAGCAAUUAGAUCCAGACGGUACAUUGGACGGAGACUUGGACGACAACGGUCAAUUAACCCGUCAUUAUGACCUGCUGGACUUGGACGAUGCCUCCACAGACAGGACCAGUAUGUCCAGUAGCCCUGGCUUCCAGGCUCUGAACCUUGACUUCAUGAGAGUUUCGCCGCCCUGCCGUCCCCCCCCAAGCCUGCCAGCAUGCACAAGUCUGUGUCGGUGCCGUCAGGGAUGAGCACCCAGCAGCUGAGGAAGUCCACAGACAUGCUGGUCACAGAAAUGUGGCAGGAGUCCAACAACCUUGGAAUCGCCCAGUCGGACACCAGCAGUGACUCCUCGGUUAAGUCUACUGUCUCUGUUCCAGAGGGAGGGGUGCGGGCAAGGCCCCCUAGACCGCCUCCUCCUGCUGUGAUGCAGCAGCAGAAACCAUCCGAUGUGGCAAAUUCCAAGAAUCAAUCCCUGAUAAACUUUGACCCAUAUUCAGAUGCAAAUGCCUCCAACCAAGGCGUAACCUUUACAGUGGGUGCACAGCGGCCACAAGCUGAUCCAGAGAAAAGUGCAACAAACACUUUGUUGAAGGAGUACGGACUAGACACCUACUAUACACAAAGCUUUGUACACCAGACUGCAACACUGCCACCCAGUGGUUAUCAUAGCACAGCAUCAGCCAGCAGUAGUUUUCCCCUACCACAGGGGUCUUGUCAGGCCGAAGCGAGCAGCUCUGUAGGUAGUCAGGCCUCGUCAUGGAACCAUGUUCCCACAUGGACUACAGGUCAGACACAGGGUCAGGUUCUGAACCCUGUCAAGGUCCUGGACCCCAUCAGGCCAGGAGAGAAACAGGACCCCUUUGCUGACUUGGUGUCAUCCACACGUGCGGAUGUUGCAAAGAAAAGUGCCGGGUCCCAGGUUCAGCAGGUCAAAAAGAUGUGGGAAACGUUUGAAUAGCUUUUGUUCCCAUUAUGCACCUGCUCUAUAAUAAUAAUACAAAAAUGCCUCCCAGGCAUAGACACUGUAUUCACAUUCUAGAUUGUACCUCCAUUUGGCCUUGUUGAUGUCUAUCAGACUCAGAAGCCUUAGGUAAAACCAGUAUGGUAGACAUGCUGUAUGAUAUACAUGUUGAUAAGUAAGAGUCAAAUAUGUCAAAGCUUCCACUUAAAUCAGUUUUCUUGCUUCGUAAAGCUGAAGGAGAAACUAGGCUGCAAUAUUUGUCUCGAAUCACUUUGUACUUUCUGUUUAUGUACAUGUAUCAUUUCUGUAAAGUUGGUCUAUGUCAAUAGUUAUAUAUUGAUGAAUUUGCAUUUAGGUAAUUGUAUUAUUCAGUGAUCUAUUGCUGUAUCCAUUGUAUCAAAUCUGUAAAAGGCUUUCAAUAUGUAUUUUAGCAAAGCUAUAGUGUAGCACAACACAUAAUCCCAGUCAAGCCAAAACUACCACAAAACUCUCACCAAACUUACUCAUUUUACAGCAUUGUCUGCUUUUUAUAAUCAGUAACAUUUUAAACUCUCAAGUCUCUCUACCCUGUUGACAUUUUUGCAAGUCUGUCAAUGACAUAUUGAAGAUAAAUUUUAAUUCAAUGAUUGAACACCUGCAAGUAUGAUGUGUCUGUCACAAUGUGUAAUAUGAACUGAAGUGUUCUGGGGCACAUCUAGUGUAUGGUCUGAUUUUAACAAUAUGCAAACAUUCACUGUUGACUGUACAGUACAUGUACUUGUAUCUUUUAUCAAUUUCAGUGCUUGUCACUGCCAUCUUGCAGUGUAGCAGAUUUACAUCACAUGUAUGUCAAGUGUUCUUGGCUUAUAAUGGAAAGGAUUUAAACUGGGUGUACAGAAUGACUAAGUACAUGUACAUAUUACUUCCACCCAUUGAUGCAGAAGCAGUAGAUUGAAAAGAGUUUUACGUGGGAUCAUACUGUAGGAGAAAGUAGAAAUGAAAAUGCAGCUUCUGAUGACAAAAACACUUUGCUACUAUUAGCUAAACAGGAAUUAGAUGCUGCUCUACCAACAAAGUGUAAUGUUCAGGAAAAAGUGUUUUCUGUUUGGUUUGGAAUGUGUUGGGGAAAUGCAUAAAUUUUUGUCCUGAUUGGAAUUGGCUAAGGGGUAAAGUGAUCAAGCAAUGUGUCUGGAGUAUGUGUUAAACAAUGACAAUGCCAUAGACAGUUCCACAUUUCAGAAUUGACAUGUAUGGCUAAAGUACAUUCAUAACCAGACCAGUCGGGAAAAGUGCUGAUACCCUCGAUCUUUGGUGUGAAG
This is a messenger RNA of Branchiostoma floridae (Florida lancelet), 4044 nucleotides long. RefSeq names its product DENN domain-containing protein 1A-like. The record is from RefSeq and is a predicted model, not a curated record. Lineage: Eukaryota; Metazoa; Chordata; Leptocardii; Amphioxiformes; Branchiostomatidae. Gene Ontology annotation, molecular function: guanyl-nucleotide exchange factor activity; phosphatidylinositol phosphate binding. Gene Ontology annotation, cellular component: intracellular membrane-bounded organelle; cytosol. Gene Ontology annotation, biological process: endocytosis; endocytic recycling.